Aethalodelphis obliquidens (Pacific white-sided dolphin) is the source of this 3386-nucleotide messenger RNA. RefSeq names its product EF-hand and coiled-coil domain containing 1 (gene EFCC1). The transcript is spliced from 8 exons. Bases 680 to 2479 code for a protein of 599 amino acids. The record is from RefSeq and is a predicted model, not a curated record. Lineage: Eukaryota; Metazoa; Chordata; Mammalia; Artiodactyla; Delphinidae. Gene Ontology annotation, molecular function: calcium ion binding.
UUUCCUCUGCUCUAGUUACCACGUGAGGCCCUUUGCACCAGCCCUGGUGGAGUGAGAAGCGGGUUUAGGAACCCAGUCGCUGAAUUUAAGGGGAGGGGGGCUUCUCCGUACUUACGGGAGUACGGCCCCAGCUAGCUUGCGGGGCUACGCUUGAAAAGUUUUCUGGCGAGAAGGGGUGGAGUGACGCGUGGGCGUGGAACAGACCUGGGGGCCACCGGACCAGGGGGCCACCCUCCAGCCCUCCCCAGCUUCCUAUCCCGAGCCCACCCCUUGUCCCCGUCUCGGGCCACACUCUCUGCACAACGCAGCUAGGUGGAGAGCGGGGGAGUUGAAAGCAGACAGACCCGGGAAUGGGAGGAAAAGAGGGGAUGCCAGGGACGCCCCGGGAGUGAUGAGGGGAGAAGAGUGCAGGGGUCACCGAGAGAAGCGAGAUCAGGAGGGAGACCAGUCAGUGGUGGCCCCACGGGGGUCUCGGGGCUCCUGGGUUCCCUAACCAAGCCCCCUCAGAGCCAACCCGGAGAAAACACAAACGCCCUGCCAGGCCAGCGCAGCUGCUGGACACGGCCCUCGGCGCCGCUCCAACCAGACCGCCACCGCUAAGCCCCUCCUUUCAAGAAACUCUGGGGCCGCCCCUGGAAGUGGCGGGGCGGAGGGACCCGAGGAGCGGCGCUUGGCGGCGAUGGAGCCCAGCGGCCCGGGCACGGGGACCGGCGUGGAAGGCGCGGCGGGCGACCCGUACCAGCGACCAGCGCGGCGCACACAGUGGCUGCUGAGCGCCCUGGCGCACCACUACGGGCUGGACCGAGGCGUGGAGAACGAGAUCGUGGUGCUGGCCACGGGCCUGGACCAGUAUCUACAGGAGGUCUUCCACCACCUGGACUGCCGAGGCGCCGGCCGCCUGCCCCGCGCCGACUUCCGCGCGCUCUGCGCGGUGCUGGGGCUGCGCGCCGAGGAGGCUGCCGCCACCUGGGAGGCUGCCGGGGAUACAGCCGCGGGAGACACGAAUUCCGGGGAUGUGAUCGCUGGGGUGGCCACCGAUGGGGACGCGGAUGCGGAGGAGGAAGCGCGCCUGGCACUGCGCGCCGAGCCGCCUGAGCUCACCUUCCGCCAGUUCCACGCGCGCCUCUGCGGCUACUUUGGCACCCGCGCCGGGCCCCGUCUGCCCCGCGGCGCUCUCAGCGAGCACAUCGAGACGCAGAUCCGCCUGCGCCGUCCGCGCCGCCGCCGCCGAGCGCCCCAUACGCCCGGCUCCGACGGCGGCCCGGACAGCGAACGCCUGGCGCGCUUGGAGGAAGAAAACAGCAGCCUGCGUGAGCUGGUGGAGGACCUGCGGGCCGCGCUGCAGAGCAGUGACGCGCGCUGCCUAGCACUGCAGGUCGGCCUCUGGAAGAGCCAGGCGGGCGCCCAGGAGGCGGCGCACGGCGGGCCCGAGGCGGCGGCGGCGCGGGAGCUGCGGCAGGCGCGGGGCGCGCUGACGGCAGCCGAGGCCCGCACGGGGCGCCUGCGCCGGGGCCAGGCCGAGGUGCGGCGGCGCGCGGAGGAGGCCCGGCAGGCAGUGCUGCGCAGCCUGGCGCGCGUGCGCGAGCUCGAGGCGCUGGCGCGGCAGGUGCCCGGCCUGCAGCGCUGGGUGCGGCGGCUGGAGGGCGAGCUGCGGCGCUACAGGUCGGAGGACAGCCACCUCCCAACCUCACCACGAGCCAGCCCAGAGCCACAAGCCAAGAGUGGUGAACCUGAGGAUGGUGGGACCAGAGGCCCAGACCUCCCUCCAGAGGGAGCCUGGGGCUCCGACAGCAGCUCGGGGAGCAGACCCCUGCACGAAGCCCGUGCUUCUCCAGCAGUGGACGAGCAGCUGUUCCGCUCGGUCGAGGGCCAGGCCGCCUCCGACGAGGAGGACAACAGUGAGAAGUGGCAGCAGGAGCAGGGGCCACCGGCUGAGGUCAAGGCCCUGCUGGCCGGCCUCUCCAGCUGCGGGCGUGGGUGCGUGUGCCGGUGUGAUGACCAGACGGCCAAGAAGCUCGUGACCUACUUCACCCACUUUGGCAGUGCCGACCAUGCCCGUGCCCUGGGGGAGCUGGAGCAGCUGGGGACCCAGGGCUGCAGUGGGAAGACCCUGGGGACACCAGGGGAGGAGGCAGAGCUGCAGCAGAAGGUGGACGAGAAUGAGCACCUGAGGCUGGAGCUGCAGAUGGUGGAGACAGAGAGGGUGCGGCUGUCCCUGCUGGAGGAGAAGCUGGAGGACGUGCUGCGGCUCCUGCAGAGGCUCCGGGACCUGAACAUAUCGAAAAGAGCCCUGGGGAAGAUCUUGCUGAGCACACUGGACGCUUGCAGGGACCCUGCACAUGAGGGGACGUCUGGCCCCUCAGCCAUGCUGGAUGCCCUGCACCGAGCUCUGGCUGGCUGUGAGCUCCUGCGUAGAGAGCCCUUGGCACCAGCCUCUGCAGCUCCAGCACUCAGCAACUCCCUCCUCAUCUCCUGCUGAGGUUGCUAGCCCAGUCUGUGGGCCCCCUGGGCAGCCUGGCCACCACCAGACCAGCCUCGAGGAACAGCCUGGCCACAUCCUCGGAACCCUGGAGGUGCAGGCUCCUUCUGAGACUGGCCCCAGUUCAGAGCCCGGCAGCCAUCCCUUCCUUGGGUUCCUCCCAGAUUCCCUAGCAGCCCCUGCAUUCCUGCUGCCAGGGUCCACACUGCCCUAAGGUUGCUGGAUCAGCCUGUACCUGCUGCAGUCUCCCCUGCCCUUGGAGUGGAGCUGUACACUCUUCUGCCCGGUCCAGUCCAGAAUCUCUUCCCUGGGUUCCCAGGGUCUCCUCCCCUUCCUCCCCACAGCAUGCCUGCUGCAGGGACUCUGUGUCCCCCGGUCCACCGGGGAAACUACUCAUGCCUCAGGAAUUGUGGAAGGCCAGGCAGGGCUGGGGGAACUCCAAGGCGGGCAGCGUGAUCACUGCAGGCUUCCUGGUGGAGCUGGCCUUGAACUAGCUCUAGAAGAGGGAUAGGAUUUAGAUAGGCAGAGAGGAGGGAAGGGCAUUUCAUGUGAGGUAACAGUGAGAGCAAAAGUGCGGUGCCAGAAAGGGCCCCCAUUAGUACAGAACCCAGAGCCCCUCUUUCCUGAGCACACAGUAGGUACCAGGCCUCAUGGGGUCACAGGAAGGAGGAGGCCAAGCUGCCUGGCCUCAUCUACCUUAAACUCUCAUAGGAGAGAAAGAUACAAUGGCAAGUCGUGCAACGUGGGUGAAAUCCGGGCUACCCUGAGGUAGAAGAGAGGGUUGUUAAUUAAAACUGCAAACCCCAAAGCUAUGUAAGAAUGUGAAGGCAUAUGUGAAUAUACGAACAUUAGAAUUUUUGUGUAUACAAAAAACUCCACAAAUAAAGUCGAUUAUCAAAGGUAAUGG